Molecule: messenger RNA, 1689 nt
Organism: Plasmopara halstedii
Lineage: Eukaryota; Oomycota; Peronosporomycetes; Peronosporales; Peronosporaceae
Exons: 1
Coding region: 1-1689 (562 amino acids)
Source: RefSeq, a predicted model, not a curated record
AUGGAGAUCCUGUCGAAGCGGUCACGCUCUCCCGCAAAUGCUCCGCCUAAAAUCCAAAAGAAGGCGCGAAUUUUCAUGGUUGGCGACGAUAAGCUAGAUGGAAGGACGGAAAUCGAGGUGCAAAAGCUGCAUGACGAGAACCAAGCAGAUCGUAAAGCUGUAAAGCAAAACAAGAACGCGUUGGUCGAGCGAGUAACGCAUGCAAAACGCAACCUCGCAAAGAGGCAGGAUAACGUAAUUUGUGUGUCUCGAGAAAGAGAAAGGAAGAUGGAGGUCCAGCGCCGCAACUUUAAGCAGAAGCUACGCAAUGACCCACAGGAGUGUAAAAAGGAUAAGCAUUCGGUAACAAUUUCCAAGCAGACUAUUGUAGAGGUAGACAAGUUUCAGCAAAUUUGUGAGCUUUGGCAGACAAAGUUAAGCACCUUGAGUACGGAAAUGGAAGCAAAAGUAGAAUAUAUGGAGGCUCAGCAGGUGGAAAUUGCGCUAAAUGAUAUUGUAACGUUUGUGGAAAUGGAGUCUCUCAAGAACGAAAACGAGAAGUCACAGGAGCUGCUGCAGUGGGCGAUUUGGGUUCAAAAUGACACUGUAAAAUGUCUCGAAGAGAGUCGUACAAACAUCCAGAAUAUUGAGGUCUUUGAGGCGAUGGAGAAGCAAUUGAUGGAUGAUCGAGUUGUUGAACUCGAGACGCAGUUGGCACAAAAGCGAACAGUCGAAAGAGAAAAAGAGUCCGAAUUGGCGUCGUUACGAGCAGAUCAGAUCGAAAUUGAUCACUUGAGUCAUGGUGUGUCACAAGAGGUGUUUGACGCACUGGUGGUAGAUAACACGCGAUUAAGUGAAGAGGUGCAAUGUUUGAAGAACAAAUUGAAGACAAAGUGUAUGGAGAUAGACAGUAUGAAGGACGAGAUUGCGACAUGGAAGCAACAUAAUGACAAAUUGCGUGAGAAAACAUGGGAGCUUAGUGAGAAACUAGACAACAGUGAGGAUCAAAUUAAGCAGCAGAGAUUGGUGUAUGAGGAGAAGACGAAGAAGCUGCAGGGACUUUUGCAAAGCAUUGAAACUAGAGAAACAGAUAUGACUGCGGUUUUGAAGACUGCAAAAAUGGAGAUGGAGAAGCACCAGCAAAGAAAAGAUGAACUCAAGAUACUUUACACUAAGUUUAGCUCGGCAAUGGAUUCUGUAUCAGAAAAGACUAUGCGAUUAGAAGAAAUUCAACAUGAGCUGGAAAGUGCACAAAACGAAGUGCGAGUACUCCAAAUGCAACGAGAGGAACUUCAAAUACAGCUCGCCCAGCUGGAAAGAGAGAAGGCUGUUCAACUCCGUGAAACAAAUACGAUGAGAAAUGAGCUAAUUACUUUACGUAGACAGUGUGCAGAAAUUCGUGAAAUGGAAAUCCAGCAGAGAUCGUUAACUAGUAAAUUAAAGACCGAGCUAGCAGCUUUUAAGGCGCUGAAUGAGCAUCAAAGUGUUGGUCAGCCAUCGAACGAAAAUAUUGGGAGACAUUCAGACACUGAUAGCAUGCUAGUGGCUCAAGUGGCGGAAAAAGAAGCGCUACAAAUGUUUAUCCAGCGGUAUUAUUCGGCUGCUGAAGACAAAGUUAAGCGAUUGUCCGAAAAAGUUCGUGUCUUGGAAUCGCAGAGUGCCGGAAUUCAAAAGAAGAGCAAAGAACCUAUGGCAAGUAGUAUUGCGUGA